AUGCUGGAAAAUCAAGCUGCUGCCGGUCAAGUUGCUGCUGGUGUGAUGCCGGCAUCCUUCUCGUUUGAACCGUUCAAUUCUGCAACAUCCAAAUUCGACCGUUGGCUGGAACGCCUUCAAGUGUCAUUCCGGAUUUUCAAAGUUCCGGAGGCGGACAAACGGGAUUAUCUCUUGCACUUUAUGGGUGGUGCAACCUACGACAAACCGCGACUGCUCGAAGUUCGCGAUUUGACAUUGGCAAAGGCAAAGGAGAUUGGAUUCGGGAUGGAAAUGUCUCACCGUGGCACUGACGAAAUGCACGGUUCCCGGUCAAGGACGGAAGUGCAACAUAUCGAGCAUGGAUCCAAGAAAAUUAAAAAGAAGAACGUUUUCCAGUCGACGAAUCAUGCUAGUUCGAGCAAAAGUUCCAUUCAGGCAGGCAAGCAAGAUAAACAAACGAAAGUUUGCUAUCGCUGUGGGGAUGCUGAUCAUUUCGCAGAUAAAUGUAGACAUAAAGCUACUGUCUGCAAUCACUGCAAGAAGAGGGGACACCUGGAGAAGGUGUGCCAGGCCAAACAGAGGAACAAGAAGACGAACGAUGCACAUCACCUGGAAGAACCUUGCACCAUUAAGGACGUUUUUCACCUAAGCGCUGUUCGAGGUUUUGCUGGCAAAUUUCUGCUGGAUUUGGGUGUUCACCGGAAGAAGCUGACAUUCGAGGUUGACACCGGAUCGCCCGUAUCCCUGAUUAGCGUACAGGACAAGAAACGUUAUUUUACAGACUUGGACAUUCUCCCCACGACUACUCGAUUGGUAAGUUACUGCGAAAAUGAUAUCGGUAUUCUCGGUAAGAUGAUUGUAAAUGUUGAUGCAAAUGGUGAGGAAUUCACAUUGCCACUGUACGUCGCGGAAUCUAACAGGCACCCCCUGUUGGGUCGCGAUUGGCUACUUGCUUUGAAUUUAGAUUUAAAUCGCGUAUUCAGACCCGGUACUCAUUCGGUUUCCUACUGUAGCGGAUCGGAUAAAUCCACCGCUUGUGCGUUGAAUGAUUUGCUUAAAAAAUUCUCACAUGUUUUCGAUGAACGAGUUGGUAAGAUAUCUGGUGUACAAGCUUCGCUGAGCGUUCGAAAUGGGACAAAGCCAGUGUACGUGAAGGCAAGACCGAUUGCUUUUGCUGUUCGGGCCGCUGUCGAUAUGGAGAUUGACAAGCUGGUGAGUGAUGGUAUCUUAGAAAAAGUGAACCAUUCAGAGUGGGCCACUCCUGUCGUUCCAGUUAAAAAAGCUGGCGGUAGGGUACGAUUAUGUGGUGAUUAUAAAAUCACAUUGAAUUCAAAUUUGCUGGUAGAUGACCAUCCGCUUCCUACUGUGGAAGAAUUGUUUGCAACCGUUGCAGGUGGAAAACGGUUUUCAAAGUUAGACCUUUCUCAAGCGUAUUUGCAGCUUGAAGUUCGUUCGGAAGAUAGGGAUUUGCUUACGUUGAGCACUCAUAGAGGUUUGUUUCGUCCUACCAGACUCAUGUACGGUGUUGCUUCCGCCCCAGCCGUGUUCCAACGAUUAAUGGAGCAAAUCCUUCAGGGUAUCCCGGGUGUUACCGUGUUUAUAGAUGAUAUUCGCAUCACCGGCCCUGAUGAUUCCACACAUCUUCUUAGACUACGCGAGGUGUUCAAAAAGUUGGAUGAAUACAAUUUGCGAGUGAAUCGGGAGAAGUGUGACUUUUUCUGUGACAGAAUCGAGUAUUGUGGUUACAUGGUAGAUAAAGACGGGAUUCACAAACAUUACGCAGCAUUCUUACAAGCUUUUGAUUACAAAAUUCGUCAUCGUCGAUCAUCGGAUCACUUCAAUGCAGAUGCUAUGUCUCGAUUGCCCAUAUUUCGUUCCGAUCCCGAAUGUGAGAUCGAAGAACCUGAUAUUGUAGAGAUAAAUGCGAUACAAACAUUACCCCUGAUAGUCGAUGAGUUGCGUUCUGCCACUCUUUCGGAUUCUACUGUUCGUGAACUGUCGCGAGCUUUGCGAACGGGAACUACCAGCAAUCCCACGACCACUACUCAGGACAAAAACAACAAUCCUUCCGUUGACGUAAUCCCUACUCCCAGACCAAAUACUCCUGUUUCCUCAGCGGACAUUCAACCAUCUUUCUCGGAUGGUUUGGCGGACUCUGGUGGAUUUUCACGUUCAAUUAAGAGAGUAGAGAUGUUUUACAGACUUAACAACCCGAUUCGAGUAUUCGACAAAGACGAGAAGUAUUUAACUGGACAGUGA
Molecule: messenger RNA, 2238 nt
Organism: Sabethes cyaneus
Lineage: Eukaryota; Metazoa; Arthropoda; Insecta; Diptera; Culicidae
Exons: 5
Coding region: 1-2238 (745 amino acids)
Molecular function (GO): zinc ion binding; nucleic acid binding
Source: RefSeq, a predicted model, not a curated record